AUGAGCUCUCCGGAUGACUACCGUGGACCUAAAUUCGUUGGGAUCAUGGGCCACGACAAUGUAAGCCAUAAUGGCAGCAAGACCACUGUCUACUUUGUGCAAGUCCAGUUGCCUGAGGGCAUGUUCAUGGUCAAGCACCGCUAUCACGAAUUCAAAGACUUUUACGACAAGCUAUCGAGUGAGGGUUAUCGCUGCCCAGCUUUACCACCCAAGAAGUUUCUGGGCUCAUUUAACAAGGAAUUUAUCGAAAAGCGUCAGCAGGAACUGGCCAAUUGGUUACAUCUACUAUGUCAGUAUGAUCCAGCGUCGGGCAACUCGGACCCACGCACUUCAGAGCUUUUCAUGGAAUUUAUGCUUACGAAUAAAGAACCCGUGGAGAAAUAUCAAGGACCCACAACCAUUUCGUACGAUGCUACGCCUCCUGUGUCACAGUCUGCAGAAGAUGAAACGAGUAUGUAUAACACACCCAAGACUUCUCUGGACGACUUUGAAUUACUUAAGGUGAUUGGUAAGGGAUCGUACGGCAAGGUUACGCUCGUUCGCAAGAAGGAAGGCAAGCGUUUAUUUGCUAUGAAGUCGCUUAACAAGUCCAACGUCAAACGCCGCAACCAGGUAGAACACACACGCACAGAGCGACGUGUACUGGGUCGAGCCAAGCAUCCAUUUAUUGUGCACCUUCACUACGCCUUCCAGACGUCACAGAAACUUUACUUUGUGCUAGACUAUUGCCCCGGAGGUGAACUCUUCUUCCAUCUUUCGCGAAUGGAGAAGUUUGAGCCGAGCAUGGCUCGAUACUACUGUGCUGAAAUCACUCUGGCGCUAGAACAUCUGCACGACCUAGGCGUUGUGUACCGAGACUUGAAGCCAGAAAACAUUCUGUUUGACCCUGUUGGUCAUGUUCUGCUGGCCGACUUCGGACUUGCCAAGGAGGGAAUUACUGAUGGCGCUGAAGGCACCAACUCGAUGUGUGGAACGCCCGAAUACUUGCCACCAGAGAUUCUAGACCGUGUUGGACACGGCACGGCCGUUGAUUGGUGGGCGAUGGGCAUGGUGCUUUACGAGAUGCUGACGGGCUUACCGCCGUGGUAUACUCGCAACCGUCAGAAACUCUUUGAUCGUGUGCGCAAUGCUCCACUCACAUUUCCAGAUGAUGUGGACCCUGUGGCUCAAGACUUUAUCAGUGGUCUUUUACGACGUGAUCCGAACAAGCGCCUAGGAAGCAAAAGUGCAGAUGAGGUGAAAAAUCAUCCGUACUUCAGCGGCAUGAACUGGCAAGACUUGUACGACCGCAAAAUUCCACCACCAUUCAAUCCGUGUGCUGCUGCUGGUAAUGCUGAGGAGACAAAAAAUUUUGAAGCAGAAUUUACCAAGAUGCAGAUCCACAGCGUGGAGAACUCGGCUCUCGCAGGUGUUCGCGUGUCAGACGCCUCGCGUCCGUCUAUGACGUUCCAGGGCUUCACGUACAAUACUCCAAACGAUUUGUCCAUGAGCGGCUCAGUUGGCCGAAGUUAA
This is a messenger RNA of Plasmopara halstedii, 1512 nucleotides long. RefSeq names its product agc protein kinase. Lineage: Eukaryota; Oomycota; Peronosporomycetes; Peronosporales; Peronosporaceae. The record is from RefSeq and is a predicted model, not a curated record. Bases 1 to 1512 code for a protein of 503 amino acids. The transcript has 5 exons. Gene Ontology annotation, biological process: protein phosphorylation. Gene Ontology annotation, molecular function: phosphatidylinositol binding; ATP binding; protein serine/threonine kinase activity.